GAUUUAUGAUCGUCUCGUAACCGCCGAAUAAAAUUCUAUUUAUAACCGCGGAAAAUUAGAAAUUAGAAGUAAGAACGCGAAAACAGUCGAAUUUUAAACACGUCUGAACUAAUUGACGGAAAUUACGGUGUUUUGCUUACACCGGCUCAAUUUUUGAAUUGUUACAAACGUGUGCCCAUUGUUGGUUUUAAUUAACAAUCGGCAAAAACAUGGAAAACGGGACUAGUGACAGUGAUAGUACCGAUGUUGAAAGUUUGAGUGACAGUGAUGAGAUCGAUGAAGGAAAAAAUGUGAAAAAUAGGACGAAAAGGGGAAUUGCGUGGUGCGGAGUGGAGGACGCUCCCAGUUCACACGCCUCUAUUUCCGCGCCCCAAAUUUCCUGGCCCCCCUCCAAUCCCAACUCAAACUGGCGCCAAUUGCGCCCUGUCCACUUCGGAAACCCGCUUUUCGGCACAAAAAUGCAGCUCUAUUCCAGAACUAGACACAACCUCGCCGUUUAUCCGGACGGCGAAGUGCGGGGAACCCCCGACGACGACGACUUGCACACUUAUUUGGAGGUAAUGUCGGCUGGGCACCCGGGCCACGUGCGCAUUAAGGGCCUUUUGACAAACCUCUACGUCGCCAUGGACCCCAAAGGGCGCUUGUACGGGGAGCCAGACAUGACGGACAAUUCUACCAUUUUUAUCGAGGCGUUUCAAGGCUCUUACAACACCUAUCUCUCCCUAAAGUACGCCCAUUUGGGGUGGUACAUCGGGAUAAAAAAAUCGGGGAAGUUCAAGCGCGGGCCCAAGACCAAGUACGGCCAAAAGGCGAUCAAGUUUUUACCGCGCAGAUCUCGCUUUCAAUGAAAACAGUAUUAGCAUUUGUUAUAUUUUUUACUCACAUUUGUGUAAUAUUCCACACGUGACUCAUUUUUAACAAUAAAUAUUGGCAGAUUUGUAA
Molecule: messenger RNA, 942 nt
Organism: Tribolium castaneum (red flour beetle)
Lineage: Eukaryota; Metazoa; Arthropoda; Insecta; Coleoptera; Tenebrionidae
Product: fibroblast growth factor 1
Exons: 3
Coding region: 210-848 (212 amino acids)
Biological process (GO): cell differentiation; positive regulation of protein phosphorylation; positive regulation of cell population proliferation
Cellular component (GO): cytoplasm
Molecular function (GO): growth factor activity; fibroblast growth factor receptor binding
Source: RefSeq, a predicted model, not a curated record